AUGGAUGGAACAUCAAUACCGUCACGAAUAGUUCUGAUGGGUACAUCAAAAAUGUCUCUGAACGAAAGGUUCUCACAAGUUUCAUUUCCUAAAGUUCGCCAGUCCGUUGCGUCUGUAAAAAACUACAAUAAUGGUAAUCUGGAAUCAGGUUACCGUGAACUAAUCGUAAAUCAAAGCCCAGUAUAUGUAGGUGGUUUGGAGUUGCAAGACGAAUAUGAUGUAGUUGAAGAUGAUAUAGGAGCAACAACUAAUUAUGUGGAACAAGUACGCAUAAUACCAAGACGCAAGUUAGCAGUUUAUCAGAAUCCCCAUUUAGACCGGAUUCCAAUUCAAAAUCGUAUAAGCUAUCCUUUAUGGCGUAGUAAAUUCGGUACUGGUUUUGUGCGCAAGACUGACAUUGAUAGGCCACGUCCUUUUGGUUCAUUGCGAUAUGCAAGCAAAAACACGCGUUUUAUACGAAAUAACAUGAACCAAACACUUUGGCGCCAAAAUACCUCUGUGUCUCGUAAUUUUCGCGGACCCGGUGGUCGUUUUGCUAGUAAUGGUUUUUACCGUACUAAGCGGUCAGUUACCAGAGAGGAGCUAGACAAGGAACUUGAGGAAUAUAUGAAGAAAGGGAAGCAUCCACAAAUUGAUGUUUCUGAUCUCAAAUAA
Molecule: messenger RNA, 654 nt
Organism: Thelazia callipaeda (thelaziosis nematode)
Lineage: Eukaryota; Metazoa; Nematoda; Chromadorea; Rhabditida; Thelaziidae
Source: the annotation of a GenBank genome assembly